AGAGAGAGAGAGAGAGAGAGAGAGAGAGAGAGGGUGGGGAGAGAGAGAUGGAGUACUCUGGCGAUGGAUAUGAUGUGGUGGUUAUCGGUGCAGGCAUCAUGGGCAGCUGCACUGCCUAUGAACUAGCAAAAAGGGGUGAAAAAACUCUUCUGUUGGAGCAAUUCGACUUCCUGCACCACCGUGGAUCAUCACAUGGAGAGUCGCGCACUAUACGAGCAGCCUACCCACAAGACUACUACUGUGCUAUGGCGAUGGAAUCCUACACCCUUUGGGAGGAAGCCCAAUCAGAAAUCGGCUUCAAGGUUUAUUUCAAAACACAGCAAUUCAAUAUGGGGCCAUCAGAUGACAAGGAACUCCUCUCCAUUCUCUCCAGCUUCCAGAAAAACUCUGUUCCCUAUCAGAUUCUGGACCGCCAACAAACGGCAGAGAAAUUUUCCCGCAGGAUUAACUUGCCGGAGAACUGGAUUGGGGUAUUUACUGAGCUUGGUGGGGUAAUAAAACCCACAAAGGCAGUGUCAAUGUUCCAAGUUCUGGCAAGUCGAAAGGGUGCAAUUUUAAGGGACAACGUAGAAGUGAAUAGCAUAACUAAGGAUGGGGAGAAAGGAGGGAUAUGGGUUUCUGCUGCUAAUGGUGAAAAGUUUUGGGCUAAAAAAUGCAUCAUUACAGCAGGGGCUUGGGCGAGAAAGCUUGUUAAAAGCGUCAGCGGCCUUGAAUUGCCGAUACAAGCAUUGGAGACUACAUUGUGUUAUUGGAGAAUCAAGGAAGGCCAUGAAUCUGAGUUUGCUAUAGGAAGUGAUUUUCCAAGUUUUUCUAGCUGCGGCAAACAACAUGUAUACGGCACGCCGUCCUUGGAGUUCCCCGGUUUAAUUAAGGUUGCCUCGCACGAUGGCUACCCUUGUGAUCCUGACAAAAGACCAUGGGGACCUGCCAAGUCGUUGAGUUAUUUGAAAGAAUGGAUUGAGAAGAUAUUUUCAGGGCUUGUUGAUCAUGAAAGGCCAGUUGCUAGUCAAUCGUGCUUGUACUCCAUGACCCCAGAUGAAGACUAUGUGAUAGAUUUUCUGGGUGGGGAGUUUGGGAACGAUGUGGUUAUCGGCGCUGGCUUUUCAGGUCAUGGGUUCAAGAUGGCUCCAUUGGUGGGAAGGAUUUUAGCGGACAUGGCUCUUUGUGGGGAGGCUAAAGGAGUGAAUCUCAAGCACUUCAGGAUACGAAGAUUUCAAGAGAAUCCUAAAGGGAAUGUCAAGGACUUCUGAACAUCGAAUUGGCUUUUCUUCCAAUCACAAGUAAUGUAGCAAAAUAGGACUUCUAUUGCCAUUGGUACCUAUGGUCCAUGUCCUCUAUCCCAUCCGGAUUUUAGCUAUGAAAUAAAUCAUUUGUAAUAAAAUAAAUAAUUUAUUUUUAUUA
This is a messenger RNA of Hevea brasiliensis (rubber tree), 1401 nucleotides long. RefSeq names its product probable sarcosine oxidase. Lineage: Eukaryota; Viridiplantae; Streptophyta; Magnoliopsida; Malpighiales; Euphorbiaceae. Bases 48 to 1250 code for a protein of 400 amino acids. The transcript has a single exon. Gene Ontology annotation, molecular function: sarcosine oxidase activity; flavin adenine dinucleotide binding. The record is from RefSeq and is a predicted model, not a curated record.